AUGACGGCUGUGCGAGAGUACCUCAUCUAUGGUGUCGAUGACGCCCAUAAGCACCUCUGGCCCGUACACUACCACCUUCUUAGGAAUGACUUCCUAGCUGCAAUAGACGCCAUCAGGCGAGGAGCGGAUCCGCUGAUCACCGACAGCAGAGGUGAGAGCGCGUUGGCGCUGUGCUACGAGCUCUUUUUCAAGACCAUUAACAAAUGCCUGAAUUCCACGGUUCCUUUGGGAAACCGCAAGUGCCAUCAAGCCCCUCAAACUACCUACACGGCGCCAACGCCUAAAAGGCACAAAUUGGAGACCACGCCCGAGCUUCAUGGCAUGGCCGACUACAAGCCGGCGGGCAAACCCGCCAUAAAAGCUGACCAGUGUGCCGAUCCGCCACUUUUCACGUCCCAGAUCGACUUCGUUGUCGCCAACCACGACGUCGACGCCGCAUCUACAGUGCAUACGUCGCUCUUUAGGCGCGCGAAGGGGCUGCUGGCGGUGCUGAGAACAGCGUCGGAGAAAGAUGGCAUGUUGCUGCACUCCAAGCGUGAACUGUUGCGCGCCAUUCGGGGUCUGGAGUACCCCGGUCUUUACGCGUCACUCAUGGACCACAUGUUCCUGCAAAGCGCUGGCUACGGUCUGAAGCAUAUGGACAAUACGGAUGUUUGGGAUGCACGGUGUCUAUGGCGGGCCGCCGCCUCUAGGCAUGCUGGGUUGCAGUCGCUGACUACCUUCGUAGCCCAGGUGGUGGAGUUGCUGGAAGAGCUCUGCAGCGUGUUUCACGUCGAUAUCUACAGCAAUUCGCUGGCCCGAAUGACGGAGCUGUACCCGGGACACGACCGGCGCCUUCUCCUCCCGGGGCUGGAAAGCGCCACCAUCGAAGUGAUAGCUCACAUGGCAUUCGUUACAAACCAUCCGCUGCUGUUCGACGCAAUGGUGUUGCAGGAGCCGUUCCAGCAGGGUAGCACUGCUUUCAAGUGGUCUGAUUUGUUGUCGCGCCUAUUAGGCGAAGCCGAGCACAUGAAACCCUUCAUGGAGCCUCUGAUGCGGCGAAGCCUGCGCAAGAAUGUGGAGAAUCGUAUUCUUCUCCACAACUAA
Babesia ovata is the source of this 1086-nucleotide messenger RNA. RefSeq lists its product as uncharacterized. The transcript is spliced from 4 exons. The coding region runs from base 1 to 1086 and encodes 361 amino acids. Lineage: Eukaryota; Apicomplexa; Aconoidasida; Piroplasmida; Babesiidae. The record is from RefSeq and is a predicted model, not a curated record.